Fomitopsis serialis is the source of this 1077-nucleotide messenger RNA. RefSeq lists its product as uncharacterized. The transcript has 5 exons. The record is from RefSeq and is a predicted model, not a curated record. Lineage: Eukaryota; Fungi; Basidiomycota; Agaricomycetes; Polyporales; Fomitopsidaceae. Bases 1 to 1077 code for a protein of 358 amino acids.
AUGGCUCAUGAUGCCAGUGCAAGGCGCUGGUUCUGGAGCGACAUGCCUAAUUCUGCCGGCCACAAUGGCGAGGCCAGCGACCCAAGCGCGCCACGAUCCAGCACAAUUACUGAAAUGUCCUCCCCUCCCCCUCGUGCCCUCGACAUCCACAUGCAGGCGUACUUUGUCCGCGUUCAGUCAACGACGCGACUCACCUGUCACCCGCUUGAGAUGUGUGGGGAGGCCCGAGUGAUCUCAGAGGCACUCCUAGACUCCUCGGCGGACGAGAACAAGGAAAACCUGGAUUUCGCCUCCUGGGCGCAUCGCCUAUUGCACGCAGGGACCGAGAGGCUCUCGUACUCGCGCACCAUUGCGGUCGUCGUCAGGGAGGCCAUCGCGGACCUAUACUGGGGCGACGCCCAGACCGGGUCCGAGCUGCACCUCGCGUUCCUCAAGGCGCUCACGACCGCGUUUUUCUGUAGCUUCUUCAAGACGGACCUCAGCUUCCUCGACGGGGUGACCGGCCUGGACCCCAUCAGCCCCGUGCUCGAGCCGACACGAGCCCAAGUGCUGAACAUCGCCGCCUUCGUCGGCGACCUCUACGCGCUCGGCGUGCUGGCGGACACCGUCAUGAUCGAGCUCGUCUCGACGCUAGUCUACGGCCUCCAAUCGCUGACGCACUGCCGCGCGCUGCAUCUGCUGCUGCUCCGCGCGUGCACAGCCGCAACACGGGGUUUACCCCUCAGUAUGCUACACCACUGGAGGGAUGUACUCGUGUGUACGGCGCUCGGCUGGGGCAUUUUCACCCUCCCCGACACGGUGAAGCGCUGGAUCAUCGAAAUAUGCAACGUCCUGGAUUGGAUGGGCUGCAACGAACGGAAGGCAAGCGGGGCGAGGUCCAUGUGCCAUCGCUGGGACAAGAACCUCUCGGGCGAAUUGAUGCGCCAAUUGCUCGAGUACGCGCCGUGUGCAACUACCGGGCCACAGCCUCAGCGGUGCGCGCCCAGACGGGCACCGAUGCAGGACAUAUCGCACUGCUUCGAAACUUCCAGCGACGUGGGAGGCGACGUGUACUCCCAUUUCAAGUCCGUUGCGUAG